Messenger RNA from Oncorhynchus mykiss (rainbow trout), 2273 nucleotides. RefSeq names its product solute carrier family 5 member 1 (gene slc5a1). Lineage: Eukaryota; Metazoa; Chordata; Actinopteri; Salmoniformes; Salmonidae. The record is from RefSeq and is a predicted model, not a curated record. Gene Ontology annotation, molecular function: D-glucose:sodium symporter activity. Gene Ontology annotation, cellular component: plasma membrane. Gene Ontology annotation, biological process: transmembrane transport; sodium ion transport.
GCAGCUCAGAACAGACAAAAUGACACAGGAUUAUUUUGGGUUCUCCUUAGUUAGAAGUGUGCCUAAUAAUGGCACAGUGGCAGUCAACAACCCGGCGGAUAUCUCCGUGAUUGUGAUCUACUUUGUGGUUGUCCUGGCAGUCGGAGUAUGGGCUAUGGUGAGCACAAACCGAGCCACCGUAGGUGGGUUCUUCCUGGCAGGAAGAAGCAUGGUGUGGUGGCCAAUUGGGGCAUCCCUCUUUGCGAGCAACAUUGGCAGUGGGCAUUUUGUUGGCAUCGCAGGGACUGCGGCUGCAGGUGGACUUGCCAUUGGCGGAUUCGAAUGGAAUGCCCUUGUGGUGGUGAUCAUUCUUGGAUGGCUCUUUGUUCCCAUUUACAUCAAAGCUGGGGUGGUGACCAUGCCAGAGUACUUGAGGAAGAGGUUCGGAGGCCAGCGCAUCCGCAUCUAUCUCUCAGUGCUCUCACUCUUCCUCUAUGUCUUCACUAAGAUCUCAGCAGAUAUGUUUUCUGGAGCCAUCUUUAUUAACCAGGCUCUGGGGCUGAAUAUCUACCUUGCUGUGAUUCUCCUGCUAAGUAUCACGGCUCUAUACACCGUCACAGGUGGACUGGCUGCAGUGAUCUACACAGACACAUUGCAGACCAUCAUCAUGGUCGUGGGAUCUUUCAUCCUCAUGGGUUAUGCCUUCAAUGAGGUGGGAGGUUAUGAGAACUUCCAGACGCGCUACAUGGAGGCCAUACCCACUCUGACUGGGGUCAACAUCAGUGAGAGCUGCUACACCCCUCGGCCUGACUCCUUCCACAUCUUCAGGGACGCGGUGACAGGGGACCUGCCCUGGCCAGGCCUGGUGUUUGGCCUCACUGUCCAGGCCACCUGGUACUGGUGCACUGAUCAGGUGAUUGUCCAGCGCUGUCUAUCUGCCAAGAAUCUUUCCCAUGUCAAGGCUGGCUGUAUCCUGUGUGGCUACCUGAAGCUGCUGCCCAUGUUCCUCAUGGUCUUCCCUGGCAUGAUCAGCCGAAUCCUCUACCCAGACGAGGUGGCUUGCGUGGAACCAGAGGAGUGUCUGAGGUACUGUGGGGCCAGUGUUGGCUGCACCAACAUUGCUUAUCCCAAACUGGUGGUGGACCUCAUGCCAAAUGGUCUGCGAGGCCUGAUGCUGUCGGUGAUGAUGGCGUCUCUGAUGAGCUCCCUGACCUCCAUCUUCAACAGUGCCAGCACCCUUUUCACGAUGGACAUUUACACCAAGAUACGCAGCUCCUCCUCUGAGAAGGAACUCAUGAUCGCUGGGAGGGUGUUUAUCCUGGUUCUGAUCGGGGUGAGUAUAGCGUGGAUCCCUGUGGUCCAGUCUGCUCAGAGCGGCCAGCUCUUUGACUACAUCCAGUCAAUCACCAGCUACCUGACUCCGCCCAUCGCUGCCACCUUCAUGCUCGCCAUCUUCUGUAAGCGCGUCAAUGAGCCGGGUGUGUUCUAUGGCCUUACGAUAGGCCUGGCUAUUGGCUUAACCAGGAUGAUCAGUGAGUUUGCCUAUGGGACAGGAAGCUGUGUGACCCCCACUAACUGUCCUGAGAUCAUCUGUGGGGUCCACUACCUCUACUUCUCCAUUAUUCUGUUCUGUAUCUCCUGCCUGCUGAUAGUCAGCAUCUCCCUCAUGACCAAACCCAUCGACGACAAACAUUUGCACCGCUUGUGCUGGCAGCUGAGGAACAGCACAGAGGAGAGGGUGGAUCUGGAGCUAGACAAUUGGAAAGAAGAUCAAGAACCUACCUAUGUGGAUAUUGAUGAUAAGAGAGAGCCCACCGAGGAGCCAGGCUGUUGUAAGAAGGCAGUGUUGAGCUUCUGUGGCUUGGAGAAAUCGACUGCUCCCAAGCUGAGUGCUGAGGAGCAGGCUGAGCUGCAGAGGCAACUCACAGACACCUCAGAGAAACCCAUGUGGAGGAACGUGGUCAAUGCCAACGCCAUCAUCCUCCUGUGCGUCUGUGUCUUCUUGCACGGCUUCUACGGUUAAACAUCUCCUCAUACUGGAACCCCCCCCUGCCCUGGAGUCUGGACUGUCUAACCAUAAACUUGGGUAGUCUCCUCUUUCAACCCUGAAAUCCCCCCUGACUCACAGGCCCACAAUGCACUGUGAAUUGCCACCUCUCUUACACUCCCUCCCUCUAUCCAUCAUCUGUACAGGUCGCUCUUAACCUCUUAACUCUGUAAUCUCCACACCCCCGCAACGUGGUCGAUCCUACGAACACCUUACCUAGCUCCAUACCUGAACGGGCCUAGGCCCU